Molecule: messenger RNA, 2197 nt
Organism: Bombina bombina (fire-bellied toad)
Lineage: Eukaryota; Metazoa; Chordata; Amphibia; Anura; Bombinatoridae
Gene: FOXC1
Product: forkhead box C1
Exons: 1
Coding region: 195-1682 (495 amino acids)
Biological process (GO): cell differentiation; anatomical structure morphogenesis; regulation of transcription by RNA polymerase II
Molecular function (GO): RNA polymerase II cis-regulatory region sequence-specific DNA binding; DNA-binding transcription factor activity, RNA polymerase II-specific
Source: RefSeq, a predicted model, not a curated record
UUGCUGCGCUCCGGGCCUGGGGACGGGACGGGGGUGCAGCUCCUGCGUCUCUGGUGCUAUUUGGAUCUGGUUUCCUUUGGAUACAGCUGUAUUUGCUUGGUCCCUGAGCAGCACAGACUAUUACCUACCCUGCGUGUCACUGCCCGGGCUGGGAGGCUGAGAGAGCUUUGCCUCCUGCAGGAGGUGUUGGAGCCAUGCAGGCGCGCUACUCUGUGUCCAGCCCCAACUCCCUGGGUGUAGUGCCUUAUCUAGGGGGAGAGCAGAGCUACUACAGGGCGGCAGCAGCUGCAGCAGCUGCAGGAGGGGGAUACACUGGCAUGCCUGCCCCUAUGAGCAUGUACUCCCAUCCGGCACACGAGCAGUACCAGGCUGGCAUGGCCAGGGCGUAUGGGCCUUACACACCCCAGCCUCAGCCUAAGGACAUGGUCAAGCCACCUUACAGCUACAUCGCCUUGAUCACUAUGGCCAUCCAGAAUGCUCCUGACAAGAAGAUCACCCUCAAUGGCAUCUACCAGUUCAUCAUGGAGAGGUUCCCUUUCUACAGAGACAACAAGCAAGGUUGGCAGAACAGCAUCAGGCAUAACCUGUCGCUCAAUGAGUGUUUUGUCAAAGUGCCCAGGGACGACAAGAAGCCAGGCAAGGGGAGUUACUGGACUCUGGACCCGGACUCCUACAACAUGUUUGAGAAUGGCAGCUUCCUAAGGAGAAGGAGGAGGUUCAAGAAGAAAGAUGUAACCAAAGAUGGAACCAAGGAGGAAAAGGAUAGGUUGAUAAAGGACCACCAUUCUACCCAGCCAACAUCUGCAUCUCAACAGCGCCAGCAGCAGAGCCAGGGGGAGCAGGACACCAACACACAACCGGUGAGAAUCCAAGAUAUUAAGACAGAGAAUGGUACCACAACCCCUCCCCAGGCCAUGUCCCCUUCUAUUAAUGCUGUACCCAAAAUAGAGAGCCCAGACAGCAGCAGCAGCAUGUCUAGCGGUAGCCCCCACAGCCUCCCUUCUAGUAGAUCCAUGAACUUGGACACUGCAGACUCCCAUCACCAACACCAGCAGCACCAUAGUCAGGGCUUCAGCGUGGACAACAUUAUGACCUCACUUAGGGGCUCUCCACAGGGCUCAGGCGAAUUAGCCACUAGCUUGAUUGCCUCGUCUAGGACGGGGAUAGCCCCAUCCUUAUCCCUAAGCUACUCUCCAGGCCAAGGCUCCAUCUACAGCUCGCCCUGCAGCCAGAAUACCAGCGGCACUGGUGGCACAGGGACCUACCAUUGUAACAUGCAGGCCAUGAGCUUGUAUUCAGGGGACAGAUCCGGUCACUUGACCCCGGCCACCACCCCAGCAGCCACCACAGUUGAAGAAACCUUGCCAGAUUACUCUAUCACCACCACUACCACUUCAGCUCUGAGUCAUGGUAGCCUGAGCUCUGGCCAGGAUCACCCACACCAAGCCCGCUUGCCCUCAUGGUACCUGAACCAAGCCGGAGAUUUGGGCCAUUUGGCAGGGGCCACCUACCCAGGACAGCAACAGAACUUUCACUCUGUGCGAGAGAUGUUCGAGUCCCAAAGAAUUGGCUUGAACAACUCCCCAGUCAAUGGUAAUAGCAGCUGUCAAAUGUCUUUUCCCUCCAGCCAGUCUCUGUACCGAACCCCAGGGACAUUUGUAUAUGACUGCAGCAAGUUCUGACCAAAGAUCCACCAAAAAUAAAUAAUAAACAAAACAAAAAAUAACCUAGUUUUAUCUUUCCAAAAUAAAAGGAGACGUGAACGCUUGAAUCCAAAUCAAACAAACCAAAAACCAGUCCCCUUAUUAGUUUGUACAGACUGGAACUUUUGUAGUGUUACCAUAACACGUAAGUCCAUUCUGCUUUUAAACAGAAGUAUCUUUCUAUUGUGUAAGGAGAUAUUUUCACAUAUGGUUAAGAGCUUAUAUAUAACAAGCUUUUUAUGAACUUGUUUUCAGAUGUAAAUUGCAAUAUAGUAAUUUAUUUUUAAAACGUGUUUUUGGAAACUAUGGACCAAAUCCCGAGAUAGUAUUUUUCGUUCUGACUUUGAGGUGAAUGCUAAAAAAUUAUACGAUUUUCAUUCUAAAAAGGGAAUUGUAUCUAAAAUAUUUUAUGUUUGUGUUUUAUUCUGUUGAAAAUAUUUUGAAGUUAUAAUAUUCUUUGUUUCUUAAUAAAUUGCCAUUCUUUUGAAUGAUAA